Pteronotus mesoamericanus is the source of this 4091-nucleotide messenger RNA. RefSeq names its product spectrin repeat containing nuclear envelope family member 3 (gene SYNE3). Gene Ontology annotation, molecular function: actin filament binding. Bases 76 to 3009 code for a protein of 977 amino acids. The record is from RefSeq and is a predicted model, not a curated record. The transcript has 18 exons. Gene Ontology annotation, biological process: nuclear migration. Gene Ontology annotation, cellular component: cytoplasm; meiotic nuclear membrane microtubule tethering complex; nuclear outer membrane. NCBI's taxonomy places the organism in Eukaryota, Metazoa, Chordata, Mammalia, Chiroptera, Mormoopidae.
CACAGCCGGCGACUCCGCGCGGACUGCCCGCGGCGCCCCGCUCCAGCAGGUCCUGGGCCGGCCCCAGCAGGUGCCAUGACUCAGCAGCCCCAGGAGGGCUUCGCCAGGAGCGUGGAGGACGCCCGGGAGUGGAUGAAGGCCGUGCAGGACCGGCUGCAGGUCAACGACAACACCCAGGGGCCCCGGGCCGCCCUGGAGGCCAGGCUGCAGGAGACCGAGAAAAUAUGCCAACUGGAGCCAGAGGGGCGCCUGAAGGUGGACCUGGUGCUGCAGGCGGCCGAAGCGCUCCUGGCAUGCUGCCACGAGGACCAGAAGCCUGGGAUCCUGGCCCAGCUGAGGGACAUCAAGGCCCGGUGGGAGGAGACAGUCAUCUACAUGACUCACUGUCACAGCCGCAUCGAGUGGGUGUGGCUGCACUGGAGCGAGUACCUCCUGGCCCGAGAUGACUUCUACCGCUGGUUCCAGAAGAUGACGGUGGUGCUGGAGCCCCCCAUGGAGCUGCAGCUGGGCCUGAAGGAGAAGCAGUGGCAGUUGAGCCACGCCCAGGUGCUGCUGCACAACGUGGAGAGCCAGGCCGUGCUCCUGGACCGGCUGCUAGAGGAGGCCGCCUCCCUGUUCAACAGGAUCGGGGACCCCAGCGUGGACGAAGAUGCCCAGAAGAGGAUGAAGGCCGAGUACGAUGCCGUGAAGGCCAAAGCCCAGGACAGAGUGGGCCUGCUGGAGCAGGUGGCCCAGGAGCACCAGUGUUACCAGGCAAAUGUGGACGAGUUCCAGCUGUGGCUACAGGCGGUGGUGGAGAAGGCGCAGGGCUGCCUGGGGCGCAACUGCGAGCUGACCGACCAGCGCCGCCUCUCCGAGCUGCAGGACAUCGCCAAGGAUUUCCCCAGGGGAGAGGAGUCUUUGAAGAGGCUGGAGGAGCAGGCGGUGGGGGUCAUCCAGAACACCUCCCCUCUGGGUGCAGAGAAGAUCACCAAAGAACUGGAGAAGAUGCGGGAAGUUCUCGAGAAGCUCCGGGGCCUCCAGGAGGAGGAGGAGGAGCAGUUGCAGGGCCUGCUCAGGUCUAAGGGGGCUUUUGAGCAGCGCAGGAAGCAGCUGGAGGCCGAGCUGGGGGAGUUCAGGAAGGGCCUUCAGAGGCUGGCUGAGGAGGGCCUGGAGCCUGCGGCAAAGGCGGGGACUGAGGACGAGCUGGUGGCCUGCUGGAGACGCUACUCGGCGACGCGGGCGGCGCUGGCCGCCGAGGAGCCCCGGGUGGACCGGCUGCAGGCCCAGCUGAAGGAGCUCAUGGUCUCCCCCCACGACCUGCAGCCGCUCCUGGACAGCGUCAUGGCGGCCAUCCAGGAGUUCCAGAGCAUGAAGGGGAGGAGCACUCGGCUGCGCAACACCACGGGGACGGAGCUGUGGCAGCGUGUCCAGCGGCCUCUGCAGGACCUGCAGCUGUGGAAUGCCCUGGCCCAGCGGCUCCUGGACGUCACCGCCAGCCUGCCAGACCUGCCCUCCAUUCACACCUUCCUGCCCCAGAUCGAGGCGGCCCUGCUGGAGAGCUCCCGCCUGAAACAGCAGCUGACCGUCCUGCAGCUGAAGAGGGACCUGCUGGGCAGCGUCUGCGGCCAGGACAGAGCGGCGGCCCUCCUGGAGCAGGUGGCGGGCUCUGUGAGGGACAGGGACCUGCUGCACAACGGCCUGCUGCAGAGGAAAAGCAAACUGCAGAGCUUGCUCGCUCAGCACAAAGACUUCAGGGCUGCUUUCGGGCCCCUGCAGAAGAAACUCUUGGCCCUGCAAGCGAAAGUCCAAGCCGAGAAGGGGCUUCAGCGGGACCUUCCUGCGAAACAGGCCCAGCUCUCGAGGUUGCAGGGGCUGCAGGAAGAGGGCCUGGACCUCGGGGUGCAGGUGGAGGCCGCCAGGCCCUUCAUCCAGGGGAACCCCGACCACCAGCACAGAGUGGACCAGCUGUCCGCCGACGGCCAGGCCCUGCAGAGGUCUCUGGAGGACCUCGUGGACGGCUGCCAGCGGAGCGUGCGGGAGCACUGCACCUUCAGCCACGAGCUGCUGGAGCUGCGACAGUGGAUCGCCGUGGUCGCGCAGAAGCUAGAGUCGUACCUGGGUGACACGGGGCCUUGGGAUGCCCAGGCUCGCGAGGCUGAUGUCGAGCGGCUGCUGGCGGAGAUCCCGCAGAAGGAGGCCCAGCUGCCCCUCAUCGAAGCGCACGGCCAGCUCGUGAUGGAAAAGUCCUCUCAGGAAGGGGCAACUGUGGUCCAGGGGGAGCUGGCGGCACUGGCGGAGUCAUGGCAGGCCCUGCGGCUGCUGGCGGAGAGCCUGCUGAGCCUCGUCAGAAACCGGCAGCUGCAGAGGACAGAACCGGACUCAGGGACGAAAAUGGUUUUCACCAACAACAUCCCAAAGACUGGGUUUCUCAUCACCCCCACGGACCCCGUUUCCAUCUCUAGGCGUCGCCGGCAGGCAGACCCGCUCCCGGACGCGGAAGGCGGCCCUGAGGGCUCCCCGCAGCUCCUGAGGAACUUUGCGCAGUGGCUGCAGGCGGAAAACGCCAAGCUGGUUAGAAUCAUCGCGAUGAGGACGGCCACGGCCCAGGACGCGAGGACCAGGGAGGCGAAGCUGCAGGAACUGGAGGCUCGGGUCCCGGAAGGUCAGCAUCUCUUCGAGAACCUCCUUCAUCUUGGGCCAGCCAGGGGGGCAUCGGAGGAGCUGGAGGAUCUGCGCUACCGGUGGAUGCUGUACAAGUCCAAGCUCAAGGACAGCAGCCAGCUGCUGACACAGAGUUCUCCAGGGCCGCCGACUGGAUUCCAGAAGGCCCGGCGGGGGCGCGGGCCCUGCGCCCUAUUCCAGAAGGUGUGCUGCGUGGCGCUGCCCCUGCAGCUGCUGCUGCUGCUGCUGCUGCUGCUGCUGCUCCUGCUCCCGGUGGGCGAAGACGACCGCAGCUGCGCUCUGGCCAACAACUUCGCCCGCUCCUUCAUGUUCAUGCUCCGCUACAAUGGCCCGCCACCCACCUAGCCCACUGCGGCCCGCAGGUGACUUUCUUCUCCGCCCUUCCAUCGGCCCUGGGCUCCUCCUGAGGCCGCCGGGGACACUGGAACGGGGGCAGGCCAGGCGGCAGAGCUGCCCCGUAUAAAUACUGUAUCGACGUUCCCAGCACAAAAUUACUUUUUAUACAGUGUUGUCUUUGUCUAUUUAUACUAAGUGCAUAUUAUGUGUGACCAGGAAUCAUGUAUAGACUUUUUAUAUACUCUGUAUGUAAGUGCUCAGCGUGUGUUGUUUCAAAGAUGGCAGCCGAGUGUUGUUGGGAGAAAGGAGCAGCAUGGCUGCCAUGGCCUGCCGUCAGCCCGGAAACCGGAACGUGUCCCUGGGACGGCAGCCUCUUGUCCAGAAGCCAUCCCCCCGCCCCACCCAGAUGUCAGGAAAAGGCCUCAGACUGGCACGCCAGGCCCACCCUCAGCGCCCGGUGACUCUUGUUUUAGGCACAAUGAGGACAGACAUGCUUGUCCGGUUUUUAAAAAUGACAGCAGCUUAGGGCAGAAAUGGCGAUGACCCAAGGCAGCCCCGGUGACAGCCGUGAAAAGCAGAAGGUGAGGGAGUGACAGCAAGAUGUAGCGCUACAGAGAGCAGGCCCAGAGAGAGGCAGAGGCGCGCAGGCCGGGGGCACCGCGAGCAGGAGCCCCUGAGUGCUCGGACCAGGGACGCGACCUGUGGCCAUGCACGGAGUCCCAGGGGACCGUUGGCUCGGGCCCGUGUGUCCUGUCCAGGGAGAGCCGCGAGGAGAGAGACUUCCCUGUUGAGGCCUCCACGGAGAUCGGUGGGCACACUGGGUGUGCAGCAAGCACCCCCGACAGCGACGGGGGAGGUGUGUUACCUCGGUCGCUCUUGGGCGGAGUUUGUCCUUGUCUCCAGGAGAAAGGGGAGCCCAUUCCACACCAGGGACCAGGGAUCGAGAGUCUAAGCCAGAGAUGAAAUGCGGCCCUGGAGCUCAGCCCAUUUGAAGGGUCCCCUCCUCCUUCCAGAAGGGACUUCAGACGGGAGCACCUCCUCUGGACCGAGAAGGUCCUGCGCAUGCCCCCACAAUGUAGCCACGCCCCAGG